AUGAAAGUUGUCAAGUUCGUAAGCGAGAUGCUCUUCCUGGCCGCCAUGUUUUCAGCCUGUUCUGGAGAAAUUCCAGUGACGGUGAUGUGCUCCAUGGACUGGUUCAUGGUCACCGUACACCCCUUCAUGUGGAACGACGACGUGUACGUGCACUUUCAUGAGCUGCACUUGGGCCUGGGUUGCCCCGUCAACUAUGUUCAGACACACAUCUACCAGUUCACCUACCGCGUCACGGAAUGUGGCAUCAGAAUCAAGGCUGUCUUUCCUGAUGUAAUCAUCUACAGCUCCGAGCUCCACUAUGCCUCGAAGGAUACGUCAUCUAAGUAUGUGAUCCCAGUGUCAUGUGCUGCCCCCAAACGUUCCCAAUGGCUCCCCAUAGCCCACUCCACGCAAGGUGCCAGCCAGGGUGCAGCUGAGGCCAACACUGAUGAUACACAGCAGCAGCUGACCACCUUGUCAGAACCCAGUGCAACAGCUCACUGCGAUUGUCCAUUUUGUGUCUUCAAUGACCAGCAGACGGAGGCCCCCCAAAACGAAGCAGAGGCUCAAGAUGAUUUUCCCAGUCUAUCACCUUAUUUUGUUACUAUUUCUGAAGAUUAG
This is a messenger RNA of Octodon degus (degu), 600 nucleotides long. It is a transcript of the gene Plac1, whose product is annotated as placenta specific 1. The transcript has a single exon. The coding region runs from base 1 to 600 and encodes 199 amino acids. The record is from RefSeq and is a predicted model, not a curated record. Lineage: Eukaryota; Metazoa; Chordata; Mammalia; Rodentia; Octodontidae.